Striga hermonthica is the source of this 603-nucleotide messenger RNA. The record is from the annotation of a GenBank genome assembly. NCBI's taxonomy places the organism in Eukaryota, Viridiplantae, Streptophyta, Magnoliopsida, Lamiales, Orobanchaceae.
AUGGUAAAGACCGCGCGCGCGUCGAACUCGGAAAUACGUGUCGAGCCGCCCAAGUACAAGGGCGUGCGGUUGAGAAAAUGGGGGAAGUACGUGUCCGAAAUACGCCUCCCCAACUGCCGUGACCGAAUAUGGCUCGGCUCGUACGACACGGCCGAGAAGGCCGCCCGGGCCUUCGACGCCGCCCUCUUCUGCCUCCGUGGGCCGGGAGCCAAAUUCAACUUCCCGGAGGACCCGCCGGCGAUACAGGGCCGCCAGGGUCUGAGCCCGGCGGAGAUACAGGCCGUGGCCCAGGACUACGGCAAUAAUAGCCAUUCCGACUCGGGAAAUAAUGAUCGGCCGCGUCUGGUGCGGGCCGAGCGGGAGGAAAUAACGUCGCCCUCUUCGAAAUCCGAUGGGAGCUGGCCGGUGGACUCGAUCGACUGGUCGUUCCUGAACGUGCUGGACUCGGACAUGGGCCGUGUUUCGGAUUUCGGGCUUUUUCACGAGCCCGGCGAUAUGUACGUGCCUCCACAUUUUCCAAGUAAUAAUGAUGGUGAUGACGGGGACAAUGGUUACGAGUAUGGGGGCAGUGGUAAUGUGCAGAAUUUUCUCUGGAACUUCUGA